Messenger RNA from Exserohilum turcica Et28A, 1956 nucleotides. RefSeq lists its product as uncharacterized. Lineage: Eukaryota; Fungi; Ascomycota; Dothideomycetes; Pleosporales; Pleosporaceae. The transcript has a single exon. The record is from RefSeq and is a predicted model, not a curated record. The coding region runs from base 1 to 1950 and encodes 649 amino acids.
AUGUCGUUAUUUGGUGGUAGUGCGCCGCCCUCACGCUCUUCAUACGAGUCCGACGCCUCCGUAUCCUCUUCAUCUCGCUCGUCACCAUCAGUCGUCUCGGUUCCAGAACCGCACAACACGCAAGAGGCGCAAAAGCUCAAUGUUCCGAUAUCCUUGAAUGUAGACGAUGAUCUAGACACCGACACAGAGUCAGAAGAGGAGGAGUCGGAAGAGGAAGACGAGGAUGAGCCUGUGCGACCAAACCGAUUCCACGGACAGCCGCAAACAUGGCAGGGCUAUACGGAGGCAGAACGACAGAUCGCAGAGGCGCUCGAACAGAUGGAAAACUCAGACCUUUCGGCACAUCUGUACAAUGCGCAUGCGCUCAAGCAGCAGCUGCGACGGCCCACGGAAGAAAUGGCGCGAUUGAAGAACUGGCAGAGCAGGGAUACCUGGCUGAAGUCGGGGGAAGACCUCAAGUACACAGAUGCGGCAGGCUUAGUGCAGGCAGCUCUAGCAAUGCCAAAAGAGUGGACAGCAUGGCCAGUACCUCCUACAGAGUUGUCAAGCAGCGACGAAAGCUCAGACAGUGAGCUAGUUGGAAACCAUCCCGACGAAUGGGCUAUUGAAAGUGGUAGCAAACAAGAUGCGGGGGAGGAACUUAGGGAAGAACUCUUGGCACUUUUUCUGCGCAUGGCAAAAGAGCGAUGGAACCUACGGGACGCGUCCUCGUCAGAAUCUGACGCCGAAGAUGAUUCUCAGACUUCACGAAGCCGGUCGCGAUCUAAAUCUGCCGAAUCAUCACAAUCACGCUCCAUGUCCCGUACUAAUGUCAGAAUGAACGACCAGAGUGACGCAGAUAGAGAGACUACAGGGUACGAGAGUGAUGCGGAGCAAGACCGCACGUCUGGGAAGAAACGGGGCAGAAAACCCCAACUUGGCACAUUCUCCAAGCCGGAUAUUCUGGCCGACGAUAUGAAAGCGAAGCAGCUUCUGCAACCCUCAAUACAGUCCAUCAUGAGUCGGCUAGACGAACUUGCAUGGGCUAUUCACCGAACACGGGCCAACCACGUUGGUCGAGGAGGAUCAGCCGGCUCUUCCAUGAGCGAGUUUACAUCGGGAGCGGAAUCAAGCGGGCCUCCUUCGAGGUCUUCAUCAAGAGCUCAAUCAAGAAAGUCCACAAGCCGUAGGCCCACCAGUAGGCCUUCCUCACGUACGAGCUUGGUACAAACUAGUCGUGCUAUAAGAAAAGGGACGGGAGACAAUGGUGAGGUGGACGCAGCGAAGAGUGAUGCUAGCUCUGGCGGCGCAUCUGACUGGGAAGCAUCCCAUAAGGAGCAGUCUCUACGGAAGCGUCGCAGAUCCUCAAGCAGUGGGAGCGAUAGCGAUGCUUCAACAGUUCAAGACAAAGAGUUGAGAGAAGGCUUGCUGGACUGGAGCGAGGUGCUUGGGCUCGCAGCUGUGAAGGGCUGGAAUAGCGGGGCCAUUGCGCGUACAGCCCAACGUUGUGCUGCUCUCUUCGGCGAAAGCAUGUCAUUUAUACCGUUGGACGAGUCGUUGGCAUCGAAAGCCGUCCCUGAGUCAGUACACUACACUCCGUCUACCAUACCAACUCCAAGCAUUUCGUUAGCCAAUGGGAAUCCAACCGAGAAACGCCCACUGUUCCAGCCUGGCACCAUGAAAUGCCCGCACACAGAUUGCUUUGGCCACGAGAAAGACUUUGCAAAGUCGUAUCGUGUGGUUGAACACUGCAUACGAGUCCACGGGUACGAUCCUAGGACUAAUGACUCUGACAAUGAGGAGAGAAUGGUUGGAGGCGUGCACAUUGACGGCUUCUUACAGCCCAUCGCAGCGAAGCCGGGAUGGCCGGGCAAGAGGCGCACCAAAGGCGGGAAUGCAAGCAAAAAGCACAAAGGGGCACAAAGCGACAGUCGAGGUGCAUCUGAAGCCUCUGUCGGCGCUGAGGAAUGAUUAUAG